GGCAACUUGCACCAACCACCAUGAGCAGCCGUCGUCAGCCAAAUAGCCGCAAUCCCGCCGCCAAUGCGGACCCUACCGCUGGCUUGCCGCCGCCGCCACCGUAUCAGCCCGUGGCGGACCCGAACACACGCGCUCCGUCGCAUGCGCAGCAGUAUGCUCCGCCGCCUGGGCCCCCACCCGGUCACCAGCAGCCUCAGCCUGCAUCCAACAACCCCUUUGCGGACCCUCGUACCAGCUACAUGCCACAGUCGGGCACGGCUCCACUCCCACGUCCUCCUCAGAACAUUCUUCAUGCGGACCCGGCUUCGUACAUCUCCAGUGCUGCCGGUGCCGCCUCCUCGCCGCCCAGCAGCAAUGCCUCCGGCGUGAGGAGGCAGGACAGCGUGUCUGCCCAUGCGAGGAGGCUUUCGCAAGAGAUGGCGACUUCGGCUUCAUCCUCGCUUGCAGCUGGCUCGGCGCGCCAGCCAUCGAUCAAGGAGAACCAGCUUGAGUUCCUCCGUGACUUUGACACAAUCUUCAUUGUCGAUGACUCGUCGAGCAUGAAUGUCAAUGAGCGUCCCGAUGGAAGCAUGGGCCAAUCUCGCUGGGAGGAGGCUCGAGAUGCGCUGGCGGGAAUGGUCGAACUCGCAGCAAAGUACGACGAUGACGGGCUAGACAUCCACUUCCUCAACUCGGAAAAGUCUUUGCUCGACUGCACCAGCCCUGUGGCGGUCAAACAGCUGUUCGACUCCAUCCAGCCCGAGGGCAUGACACCGAUGGGGACCAAGAUUGAGAUGCUGCUCCUGGAAUACAUGGACGAGAUUGAACGGUACAAGGCGACCAAGUCUGGCAAGGAGCCCAAGAAGAGAAACUACGUCUGCAUCACCGACGGUGCUGCGACGGACGAUCCGGAAUCGGUCAUCGUGGCCUGUGCGAGGCGUCUGGACGAGGGGCGCUUCCCGCUCGCCCAGAUCGGCAUACAAUUUGUCCAGGUGGGCAAUGAUGCAGAAGCCAAGGAGGCCCUCGAAGAGCUUGACGAUGCCCUCGUCUCCCAGCAUCAUAUCCGUGACAUUGUCGACACGGUGCCGUACCAGGGCAUGGCCCUCGACCCCAGCCUGCUCAUCAAGGCGCUUCUCGGAGGAAUCAAUAGGAGAUUGGACCGAAAGAAGGCCCCCUAAUACCACAACUGUUUAACUUGCUCUCCUGCCCCUUGUACUCUAUGCCCUGUUGCUGCACAAGGAUCCGUGAAACCUUAUCUUCCG
Messenger RNA from Acaromyces ingoldii, 1241 nucleotides. RefSeq lists its product as hypothetical. The record is from RefSeq and is a predicted model, not a curated record. The coding region runs from base 21 to 1157 and encodes 378 amino acids. The transcript is spliced from 5 exons. NCBI's taxonomy places the organism in Eukaryota, Fungi, Basidiomycota, Exobasidiomycetes, Exobasidiales, Cryptobasidiaceae.